UAUUAGGAGAAGACUCAUUAAGUACUAGAGGGAGGGAGGACGUUGCAGCAGUAUUAUAUAUCAGAGCCAUUAGUUUUUAUUCAUGCAAAGAAGAAGAUUCUGUUAGCAAUGGACUAUGGGAUAAUACAUUUCAAAACUAUCAGCCCCAACUAGAACAACUACUACAGCAACAAAAAAAAAAAAAAAAAACCCUUCUUUUGUCUCUGAAAUCUCUCUAUAAUUGACAACUUGCUAAUCCUUUUAAUUGGUUCUUUUAGGCUUCUCUUGCUACUCAAAUAUGUUGAACACAACAAGUGCCAGAAAUAGCCUUCUUUUUACUGCAACUCAAUGGCAUGAGCUUGAACACCAAGCUCUCAUUUACAAAUACAUGGUCUCUGGUGUCCCUGUCCCGCCGGAACUCCUCUAUUCUGUCAAAAGAAGCUUGGAAUCUUCUUUGGCAUCAAGACUCUUUCCUCAUCAACCUACUGGGUGGGUUUGUUUUCAGGCGGGUGUUGGCAGAAAAGCAGACCCAGAGCCAGGAAGGUGCAGAAGAACGGAUGGAAAGAAAUGGAGGUGCUCAAAAGAAGUAUACCCAGACUCCAAGUACUGUGAGCGGCACAUGCACAGAGGCAGGAAUCGUUCAAGAAAGCCUGUGGAACUUGCAUCAACUACUACAACAGCAGCGGCUGCAGCAAUUCCCUUAACAUCAAUCAACAGAAACCUCUAUAACAACACUGUUUCGCCCUCCAGUUCCUCCUAUUCUUUCUCUAACCUUCCUUCAUCUAUGGAAUCUGAAAUUUAUGCCCAUCAAGAUUCUAGCCGCAGCACCUUCCUUUAUCCUCAUUCUUCAUCUUCUGGUCCUCCAGCUGGUUCUUGUUUUUCACCUCAAAACAGCACCACUCAUAACCUGUUUUUGGACUGUGGAUCUUCUCCUCAUGCUGAUAAAGAGUAUAGGUAUUCUCAUGGAAUAAGGGAGUAUGUGGACGAGAGAGCUUUCUUCCCAGAUGCUUUAGGGAGUGCAAGAGGGGUACAAGAUUCAUACAAUCAAUUGACAAUGAGUUCCUACAAAGGUUACUCGCAGUCACAGUUUCAAAGCUUUGCUAAUACUUCUAAAGAAGAGCAGCAACAACCAGGGCACCAUUGCUUUGUUUUGGGCACUGAUAUUAUCAAGUCAUCAGCUACAAGGUCAACCAAGUUGGAGAAAGAACCUGAAACCCAGAUGCCAUUGCACCAUUUCUUUGGUGAGUGGGAACCGAGGGAUGCAGACUCUGGGCUUGAUCUUGCAUCCAGUUCAAGACCUCACGACAAUGAUGAUUGAAGUCUUCAAUAAUGGAUCUUUGUAAUCUAGCCAAAACAGUACUUGCUAGUGGUCAAUGACUUUCCUGCAUCAGAUGCCGAAAUUAUGGCCAGGGGAGUUCUUUUGACACUGAAGAUGAAAUAAUGUAGGGCCACUAGAGGAUUCCUGUCUUUCGCAUCUUUGAUCAUUAUUUUUCUCUUCCCCAUCCAAGAAACAUGUUUGGAAUUUGUAGACUUGCUUGUUUGACUGGAAGCAAGUGUGUGCGCUUUAGGCUCCGCGGCAGUAGAGUUAGAAGCUAGCAAUGAUGUCUCUC
This is a messenger RNA of Populus euphratica (Euphrates poplar), 1589 nucleotides long. Its product is annotated as growth-regulating factor 5-like. The record is from RefSeq and is a predicted model, not a curated record. The transcript is spliced from 4 exons. NCBI's taxonomy places the organism in Eukaryota, Viridiplantae, Streptophyta, Magnoliopsida, Malpighiales, Salicaceae. Bases 278 to 1297 code for a protein of 339 amino acids. Gene Ontology annotation, biological process: developmental process; regulation of DNA-templated transcription; DNA-templated transcription. Gene Ontology annotation, molecular function: ATP binding. Gene Ontology annotation, cellular component: nucleus.